Molecule: messenger RNA, 705 nt
Organism: Nerophis lumbriciformis (worm pipefish)
Lineage: Eukaryota; Metazoa; Chordata; Actinopteri; Syngnathiformes; Syngnathidae
Source: RefSeq, a predicted model, not a curated record
AUGAGUUUCGGUACCAAAGUGAGACAAAACCAAGCAAAGUCCAAUGAAAACUCAAAUGUGAGUAAAAACAACAUUUGCUCAACUACAAAAAGCAACAUGAGCUCAUCUAGACCAUUGCUGCAGGUGCUCCAACCUUUGGCGGUCAACAGAGAUCCGGGAAAGCCUUCUCAAGCAGGAAAAGGCGCCAUCCCGAAGCGUAAACAAUGGCUUGCCGAGCAAAACCGAGGUUUGAAAAGAGUGAAGAUGGAAGUGAAGUCGACACAGACUGAAGAUAUUUCCAGUUUGGAAGAAGAUGCUGCCAAUGAGGCAUAUGAGCUUAUGAUCAAAGAAACUCCUCCUCCUGCUUACUGGAAAGCGAUCGCAGAGGAGCGUCGCAAGGCUUUGUUCAAUGUUCUACAGGAGAACGAGAAGCUGCACAAAGACAUCGAAGCCAAAGACGAGCGGAUUUCUCGUCUGAAAAGUGAAAAUGAAGAACUGCGUGAACUGGCUGACCACGUGGAGUACAUGGCAGAUGUAAUUGAGAGGCUGACUGGGAAAGGACCUGAGAACCUGGAAGAACUAAAGGGCCUUGCACUCGACCACAAUGAAACUCAAGAACAAGAUGAAUUUGAGGAGGAAGAUGCAAGUGAAGUAGAGGAAAAGGAACAAAUUGAGAAGGACGCAGAGGACCAAACAUUGGAAAAUGACAAAGAGGAGCGGAAUUAG